AUGCCUGAGUUGGAAAUAAAGCGCAAAGCUGAUGAAUACUCAGUGGUUCCAGCGAAGAAAACACGCCAUGAAAUCUCUGUGGCGGGUACUAGAGAAAAAGCCGUGGUUACAGCAACCGUUCCACGUACAUCAAAUCUCUAUGCGCCAAUUAUGUUAUUAGAAGGGCAUCAAGGUGAAGUCUUUACUGCUAAGUUCCAUCCUGAAGGCAAACAUUUGGCAUCUGCAGGCUUCGAUCGGCAGAUAUAUCUUUGGAAUGUGUAUGGACAAUGUGAGAAUGUCAUGGUAUUAAAGGGACACACGGGAGCUAUUAUGGAGCUAUGUUUCUCACCCGAUGGAGCUCACAUGUACACAUGUGCAACAGACAAUACUGUGGCUGUCUGGGACGUACCCACUGGGACAAGAAUUAAAAAGUUAAAGGGCCACUCUAACUUUGUAAACUCAGUUUCAGGAGCUAGAAGAGGCCCAGAACUACUCGUAUCAGCAUCUGAUGACAACACAAUAAAGUUAUGGGAUGCAAGAAAACGAAAUCCUAUAUUAUCGCUGGAUAGUGCGUAUCCAGUGACGUCUGUACUUUUCAAUGAUACUGCUGAAAAGAUUAUUUCUGGUGGAGUAGAUAAUGUGAUAAAAGUAUGGGAUAUUAGAAAUCAACAGAUUGCUUAUAAAAUUAAAGGACAUACAGAUACAAUUACAGGAAUGGCACUUUCAUAUGACGGUUCCUACUUACUCUCAAAUUCAAUGGACAACACUCUGAGGAUAUGGGACGUGCGGCCAUUCGCACCUUCAGAAAGAUGUGUCAAAUUAAUGUCUGGACAUCAGCAUAACUUUGAAAAGAAUCUGCUCAAGUGUGCCUGGUCUCCAGAUGGUUCUAAGGUGGCAGCAGGUUCAGCUGACCGUUACCUUUAUAUCUGGGAUACGACGUCGCGUCGUGUCCUUUAUAAGCUCCCUGGACACAACGGAUCUGUCAAUGAUGUGCAUUUCCACCGCUCAGAGCCAAUUGUUCUUUCAGCAUCUAGUGAUAAACAGAUUUAUCUUGGGGAGAUUGAUAAUUAG
Molecule: messenger RNA, 1050 nt
Organism: Leptosia nina
Lineage: Eukaryota; Metazoa; Arthropoda; Insecta; Lepidoptera; Pieridae
Source: the annotation of a GenBank genome assembly